Cajanus cajan (pigeon pea) is the source of this 1233-nucleotide messenger RNA. The record is from RefSeq and is a predicted model, not a curated record. NCBI's taxonomy places the organism in Eukaryota, Viridiplantae, Streptophyta, Magnoliopsida, Fabales, Fabaceae.
UUCUCCAAAGACCCUUUAGUUGCUUUGGUGGUAGAUCUUUUUGCGUUUCAGGCCUUGGAGUUUGCAAAGGAGUUCAAGGCCCUGUCCUAUUUUUACUUCCCUAGUUCAGCUUUGGUAUUGUCACUGCUUUUACACGCGCUAAAAAUGGAUGAGGAAGUUUCAGGUGAGUACGCGGACCUAACAGAACCUAUAAAGUUACCAGGUUGUGUACCAGUCAUGGGGGUUGAUCUUCCGGAUCCAGUCCAAAACCGAUCCAGUGAAAUUUACAAGCAGUUUCUUCAACGUGCCAAAGCAUUCGCUACAGCUGAUGGGAUCUUGAUCAACACUUUCAUAGAAAUGGAAUCAAGUGCUAUAAGAGCGUUGGGAGAGUUUGGAGGUGGGAAGGUCAAAUUAUACCCAGUGGGACCCAUUACACAGAAAGGGUCAAGCAAUGAGGCUGAUGAGUCGGGUAAGUGUUUGAGAUGGUUGGACAAGCAACCACCUUGUUCGGUGUUGUACGUUUCAUUUGGAAGUGGUGGAACACUCUCUCAACAACAAAUUAAUGAGCUAGCUUGGGGUUUGGAAUUGAGUUGUCAAAGGUUCUUGUGGGUUUUGAGAGCACCAAGUAAUUCAGCUAGUUCUGCGUAUCUUGAAGUUGCAAAGGAGGACCCUUUGCAAUUCUUACCAAGCGGGUUCUUGGAAAGGACAAAGGAUAAAGGUUUGGUUGUGCCUUUAUGGGCACCUCAGAUUCAGAUCCUUAGUCACAAUUCAGUUGGUGGAUUUCUUACCCAUUGUGGUUGGAACUCGACCUUGGAGAGUGUGCAAGAGGGAGUACCGCUAAUCACAUGGCCACUCUUUGCAGAGCAGAAGAUGAAUGCAGUGUUGUUAACCAAUGGACUUAAAGUGGCAUUGAGGCCAAAGUUGAAUGAGAAUGGCAUAGUUGAGAAGGAGGAAAUUGCAAAGGUGGUAAAGUGUCUCAUGGAUGGGGCAGAAGGCAAAGGAAUGCAUGAAAGAAUGGAAAACUUAAAAGAAUCUGCUGCCAAUGCACUGAAGGAUGGUUCUUCUACACAGACCCUGCUUGAGUUGGCUAGCCAUUGGGAAAGUUUGAGUGGGAUUUAGAAAAAUAGUUUUUCUUGUACAGUUUUACGUCUUGGUCUUGACUUGGAUAUCUACUUGGCUGUGUUUUCUUCAUGGGGUGAAGUGAUCGUUGUGUGAUUUCUGAGUUCUAUUGCAUCUUUUGGCACAUUACAGACA